AUGUCACGACCCAAUCCCAAUCAGAAUGUAUCCUUCAGGGAUGACGUACACCCUUCCCGUCGCGGUCAAAGAGAAGAUCAGCCUCCUCGACCUCCCGCCAAAAAUUUACCUUCCAAGAAUUCAUUGACCACCACAGUCUCCGUCUCUUCUUCCGGCUACAACGCUGACGCCUUGGGAUAUGAUAAUGAUGGAUACGUCGAUGCAGGCGCUCAGAAUAUGCAAGGGUUCUCCGCUUCCAAUGGUGCAGAUAUGAGGAGGAAAAAGAGUCUGGUAAGACCAGAGAGGGAGAGGAUUGAUCCCGGUCAUCGACUUUGGCAUUAUCGAGAACACGCAACAGAAGAUCAGGUGGAUGUGCAGCCAAGUUCCACCGGUAAUCAACCGUACAAUCGAGGUGCCAACCUUCGUCGAGGCAAGUCGCUUCUCGCUCGAGAUACUGAUGAAACCGAUCAUCAAUCCGGACUGAAUCUCUUCAAGCGAGGAGCCACCAUCCGACGAAGAGCAUCACAAGCCACUCCUCGACAACCUCCGACAGGAGCCCAAUCUAAUCGAGCUGGUGCUGGCUCCAAUCGAGAAUCAGAAGAGAAGCUUGGAUGUUUGGGGAAUUUCGCACCUGGUCCCAAGGAUGCUUGGAUGGUUUACUGCUAUCUUCUCACCUGCCUCGUUCCUGGUUUCGUCCUUCGCAAUGUCUUCGGCAAGCGUACCCCUGAAGCCCAGCGUGCAUGGAGGGAGAAGAUGGGUAUCGUUGGUAUCGUUGCCUCCCUGAUGGCCAUUGUCGGUUUCGUCACCUUCGGUUUCACUCAAACAGUGUGUGGCAAUCAGGCAUUACGAAUCGCCGGUGGAAAAGCGGACAACGCAUCUCUUAUCAUCAAUGGGUACGAUUACGACCUCGGCAACUGGAAACAUCCAGCCGCCGGUACAACCUUUAACGGUUCGACAAGUCCGCUUUAUAUGGACCAGUACAUGGCUGGAGGUAAAGAUGUCAGUUUCAUGUUUCAAAACGUCAAUCGUCACUGUUUGGGAGUUAUCACACCCGCCAGUGGUACUGGAAUUCAGUACUCAGGAGAUCAAAUGGCUUGGUACUUCCCUUGUAACAUACGUGAUCAAAACGGCACAUCUGCAGCGAAUCUUACUGGAUACACGGAUGCCACCAACUGUCACACUUCGAACAAAGCGAAGACCGAAUUCGAGGCUAUGGUCCCUACUGCCGAGAUAUACUACACAUGGGACAGAGUUCAAGAUGAGUCCAGGAAUCUUGCCGUUUAUAGAUCCGCCGUUAUCGACAUGAAUCUCUUGCAAUGGCUUGCCACCAGUCAGGUCAGCUACCCCUCGUUCUUCGACACCAUCAAGGAGAGAAACGAGACUUUUGCCGGUAAAGAUAUCACCGCAUUCGUACAGCGAAACGGGCUCGAGCAGUACGCUCAAUGUCUGACCGACGUGAUCCAGGUCGGUUUUGUAGAUAGUAUCUCAAUUGGUUGUGUCGCCUCCGAUAUCGUAUUAUAUGUCUCUCUAGUCUUCAUUUUAGGUGCCGUGAUGAUCAAGUUUGGUAUGGCGGUGGUAUUUGGAUGGUUCUUGAGUUGGAGAUUAGGCAACUUUGAAGGAGAGAGUUAUCAACAGAGGAUGAAGCGAGCGGCAGAAAUAGAAAAUUGGACGGACGAUAUCUAUAAAGCCGCACCUGGUUAUCUUCGACCGAACGCAGCAAACCGAAGUGGUCCGGGUGGUAAUUCCAGGAAAACAGUAUUCCUUCCGACGACCUCGAGGUUCAGUAAAGCUGAGCCAAUGCUUGUCUCUUCUUCUCGUCCAUCCACCACCUACGGCGGCCUCGGCGAAUCUAGACGACAGGCUGCUAGUGUAUAUGGUGGAAAACUUGCACCUGGAAUGCAAACGACUCCACCAGGAUCCCCCAUGUUGCGUAAUUCGCGAAGUUCAACUUCCCUGCCCUUCAGGGACGAUUCUCAUCAAUCUCUUUCGGAUCAAUCUAUGAACAACAAUCCUACGAACUGCCCAUUCCCUCUCGGCAAUGUCGUACCUCAACCUGCUCCCGAUUUCGAACCAUUCAGAUUCCCUCUGGUUCACUCAAUUUGCCUAGUCACCGCAUAUUCAGAAUCGAUCGAAGGUCUACGAACUACUCUAGAUUCCCUUGCUACCACAGAUUAUCCCAACUCUCACAAACUCAUCCUUGUUAUCUGUGAUGGAAUGGUCCGAGGCUCUGGCUCGAAACAAUACACCCCUGACAUUGUGCUUGGAAUGAUGAAAGAACUGGUGGUGCCAGCAGAAGAGGUGGAAGCUCAUUCCUAUGUCGCCAUCGCAGAUGGUCAUAAACGACACAACAUGGCCAAGGUUUAUUCUGGUUUCUACGAUUACGAUUCAGAGACGGUCGAACCUUCCAAACAACAGAGAGUACCCAUGGUCUUAGUCGCUAAAACCGGUAACCCGCUCGAAGCAAACGAUGCUAAGCCCGGGAACAGAGGAAAGCGAGAUUCUCAAAUCGUAUUGAUGAGUUUCCUGCAGAAAGUCAUGUUUGAUGAACGGAUGACUACCUUCGAAUACGAAUUCUUCAACUCUAUCUGGCGAUGUACCGGUAUUCCCCCUGACAGAUAUGAGACUGUCCUGUGUGUAGAUGCCGAUACCAAAGUCUUCCCCGAUUCCCUCACUCGAAUGAACGCAUGUAUGGUGAACGAUCACGAGAUUAUGGGGUUGUGUGGAGAGACCAAGAUCGCGAAUAAGUCAGAAACCUGGGUGACAAUGAUUCAAGGUGAUCGAGGUUAUUGGGUUCCUAUCCUGGCCAAUCCCGAUAUCUGUGAACAUUAUUCUGAGAACGUCGUCGAUACCCUGCACAAGAAGAACUUGUUACUCUUAGGUGAAGAUCGAUACUUGUCGACACUCAUGCUGAAGACAUUCCCCAAGAGAAAAAUGAUCUUCUGUCCUCAAGCUGUCUGUAAAACUAUCGUUCCUGACACUUUUAGAAUCUUGCUGUCUCAACGUCGACGAUGGAUCAACUCGACUGUUCACAAUCUUUUCGAGUUGAUGUUGGUGCGAGAUCUAUGCGGUACUUUCUGCUUCUCAAUGCAGUUUGUCGUUUUCAUGGAUCUUAUCGGAACUUUGGUCUUACCAGCAGCCAUCAGUUUCACCCUUUACAUCAUCGUCAUCGCCAUCAUUCCCGAAUCGGUAACUGGCAUGCCUCGACCAACAGUCUCACUCAUUCUCCUUGCCUUCAUCUUGGGUCUACCUGGUGUGUUGAUCGUCAUCACCUCAAGAAAGGUUGCAUAUGUCGGAUGGAUGAUGAUGUACCUUAUCUCACUGCCUAUUUGGAAUUUGGUUCUUCCUGGUUACGCCUACUGGCAUAUGGACGAUUUCUCGUGGGGUGAGACCAGAAAGGUUGUGGGAGAAACGAAAGAGGUCUCUCACGGAGAUAAGGAGGGCACAUUCGAUUCUAGUCACAUUGUCAUGAAACGAUGGGUCGAGUUUGAAAGGGAAAGACGAUGGAGAAAUGGAACGGAAUCGAGGGAUUCUCAAUAUUAUGAUGUGGUGCAAAGAGCAAGCUCUCCUAAAGGGUACUCGGUCGUCUCAACCAGUGAAACCUCCUACAGCGGAUUUGGCGGAACUGCGGAGGGCAAUCCUCUGUUCAGGCAGUCUCAGAGUUUCCAAUCCAUGAGUCAAAUGAUUCCUAAUGCCGAAGGCAGCACCGCUAGCAUGUCGCAGUUGGCCUUACCACCUGCAAGAGGUGCUUCUUUAGGACGAGAUCAUUCGUCUGGAUCUGCGGAAUCGAGUGGUUCCAACACUCUCGAAAGAGCCAACAGCGAUGAUCCCAGCUACGGUCAUGGAUACCAGGCGUAUCCGAACGAGUCGUACCAGGAUGAUGCCGAACAACCCAUCUUACCAUCGAACUAUCUACCUCAUGCUUCUUCCCCGGACACCGCUAGUUUCUCGAACGUCGUCUACGCUGAACCCGAACGUACUCGCCGACCCUCACAACGUGGAGUCUCCCUUGUUGACACUGGUCCAGUCCGUCAAGUGGCUCCUCAUGAUCCUGUUCGACGAGUAUCUAGGCAUCAGAGAAGAAGUUCAUCAAGGAAUCAGCUCGUUAGCCCCAUCUCUUCAACGGGCGGUCACGGAAAUCUCCCACCAGGAGCUGCACCUCCUUCGUACUAA
Kwoniella botswanensis is the source of this 4149-nucleotide messenger RNA. RefSeq lists its product as uncharacterized. Gene Ontology annotation, molecular function: chitin synthase activity. Gene Ontology annotation, cellular component: cell periphery; cell septum. The transcript has 5 exons. The record is from RefSeq and is a predicted model, not a curated record. The coding region runs from base 1 to 4149 and encodes 1382 amino acids. NCBI's taxonomy places the organism in Eukaryota, Fungi, Basidiomycota, Tremellomycetes, Tremellales, Cryptococcaceae.